UUCACACAGACUAUAACGGAGUACUUCAUGGAUAUCUAACAAAGACCCCAAGUACGCCAUACUCCUUGUGAUUAGCCGAGUGGAUCUUCGCCAGGCGUGAUGGCCAAUAAGAUGUCCAGCGGGCAGAGGGGACCCGUGGAUGAAAUUGCACACGUUAAGGGAUCAUCGGCAUCUGUGUCCUCCUUUCCCAAAAUGCCGGUGUUAGCUGCUCCGGAUCGCCAGCGAUCCUACAGGCCUAGGGCCAAGAGAGGCUGCUUGACGUGCAAAAAGCGACGCAUCAAAUGUGACGAAGCCAGGCCCCAUUGUUUGAAAUGCUCAUCAACGGGUCGCAAGUGCGAUGGGUAUGAGGCGCCAAGUCCUCCGCCUCCCCAGCGGAACACUUGUCUCCGGCUGCCAUAUAUCUACCCUCAGACCCUGCAGUACCCGGGCAACACACGGGAAACAAGAUCGUUCCAGUUCUUCUAUGAACGCACCGUGUCUUCUUUAGCGGGACUUUGUGGGUCCGAAUUCUGGUCCGGACUUGUGUUGCGGGUCAGCCAGCAUGAGACCGCCGUUUACCAUGCCUUGAUUGCAUUAGGCUCCUUGCACGAGAACUUUGAGAACGGCCACUGGCUGACCCAACGAGGGGUUGAUACCUUCGCUGUGCAGCAAUAUGUGUCGGCUAUCAGGGCGCUCUUGGGAUCCUCGAACUCAUUGCCCCGCGUGAGCCCGGGCCAGCUAGCGGGCUCCCCGCGGAGCCUAACGGUGGACGUGUGUUUGAUCUCGUGCAUUCUGUUUAUUUUCAUUGAAAUAAUGUCUGGCCACUACGUGUCGGCUGUCGGCCAUGUCCGAAACGGGAUCAAAAUUCUCAAGGACGUCUACGAGGACCCUCAUUCAGGAACUUAUCACCACCCAUACUUAAAGCCAUCGACAGUCACUAGCUUGGAAAUGGACUACUUGCGGAAGACCCUCAACCGCCUCCAGGAUCAGGCUCUGACCUUGACGCGAACUGCCACGGACAAAGCUCUGAGGGAUGAUUCACACAUAGCGGCAGGCCGUCAUGCGGAAGUCCCCGAGUGCUUCCUUUCCAUCUCAGAUGCCCAUGAGUGCUUUGAAUAUCAUGUGGGCCGAUUAUAUCGGGAGUACUCCGUAAUAGAGCCCAGCAAAGCAGACACGGGUUUGGAACAGUACACCAAUUUAAUGCAGCAAGCCCAAGCCCUCAUGGACAAGUGGUCACUUGCCCUACAUCGUUUCGAGGAAUCUCGGGGUUCUCAGCUCACCUACAGGGACUCCAUCGGGUUGAAGAUCCUACGAAUCUAUCAGUGCUGGCGACUCGUAUUGUUAGAUCGGGGUAGGAACAGAGUUACGGAUCUUCAGUCGUGGGAUAAGUACAACUCCACGUUUCAACUAAUUGUCUCGCUGGCAGCGGCAGUGAUCAACACGGCCGACACUGACACGCCCCUAUCCUUGACCUCUCCGGCGCCGUCCGACACUCUCAGCCAAGGUCAUAAGAGGCCUUCCUUUUCUCUGGAUAUGGGCAUUAUAUGCCCCCUAUACGACGUGGCUACACUAUGUCGUGACCCUUCUAUCCGCCGGCAGGCCGUCGAGGUGCUUCGGUCCGCCUCUCGCCAGGAAGGUCUGCUAAAUAGUCACUUGUGCGCUAUUAUCGCAGAACAAGUGAUCGAUCUGGAAGAGAAGGCCGCUUUACAGGGCGGAAUAGAUGAUCAAAAGAGUCUAUUGUCUGUCACGUUGCAUCCGAUGGGUCCGAAACCAAAUAGUCCAUCCGAGGUUUCCAGCCACCACCACAUCACGAGAUCGUCUGAGGUGCCUCAUGCGGCGCGUUUCGUCUAUGCCUAUCCCAAUUUUGACCCUCUCCAUAAACAAGCCUUUCUGGUUUUGGCGGUGGAUGAGGAUGGGGAGAGAAAUACCAAGAUCCCCUUACCAUCAGUUACUGCUAUGCUGGAUAUGGAUUAGAGAUCUGCUAUGAAUGUUCACUUAUAUUGAUCGGCUGUUAAACUUUCUUGUUAUGGUGUUCUGGAUACUCACGACGGUACUUAUGAAUUGGGCAAAGACGAUAUACGGAGAUACACGACUGCACGUUUUGAAAUCGCGAGGGAAGGUCAUCUACUUUCAUGUUGCUUCCAUAGAGGUGCUAUUGUCAUAG
Molecule: messenger RNA, 2143 nt
Organism: Aspergillus pseudonomiae
Lineage: Eukaryota; Fungi; Ascomycota; Eurotiomycetes; Eurotiales; Aspergillaceae
Product: Zn(II)2Cys6 transcription factor domain-containing protein
Exons: 5
Coding region: 100-1953 (617 amino acids)
Biological process (GO): regulation of DNA-templated transcription
Molecular function (GO): DNA-binding transcription factor activity, RNA polymerase II-specific; zinc ion binding
Source: RefSeq, a predicted model, not a curated record